CACCUCGCUCAGUCGAAUCCCUCAAUUUACCUUUCUCAUCAACAAACCCUCCCACCAAAGACGCUGCUACUGUACCUGUAGGGUACUUCACAUCACAUUCCUCUCCGACAACACCCCCCGGGGCCCUGCCUCCCCCACCACCGCGCUGGGUAGUCGUGUCCGCCUCUCUUCCUUGUGCGUGCGCUCCAUCAACUUGUCACCUCCCCUUCCACUUCCCCCCUCUAACCCCUUCUUUCUUCUCAAGAAAUAAAUAAAAAAAACAACUUCUAUCCUCAACCCCUUCCCCCCUCAGUUACACCCAAUAUUCACCGGAGCUUACUGUUGUCUCUUUCGCUUCAGAGACAACCCCGCUCAUCCCACCCCUCACUCCCUAUCCCACCGCCCCUCAUUCCGCUGCUCAACCUCGACGCAACAACUACUCUCGUCAACGGAAAGGGGAAAAAGAAAACAAUAAUCAGACAGCGUCAGAAAAACGGCCUCUAGCUUGAUUCUAAUACUCCCUUCUUGCGAUGGCCGAUCCCAAUGCAUCAGCGGUGGCUAUUGAGAACAGCAGAAAGCAGGAGAAUGCCAUUCGUGCUGUGAUUGAGAAGAAGGCACCCCCGGAAAUUGAUUUCACUCUGCAUACUAUGGAAGAUGGGACUCAAGUUUCGACACUUGAGCGAGUUUGCAAGGAUGUGCAGGCACCUGCAUUCCACAAGCCUACAAAUGAGCAGUUUUACGACUCUAAUGAUCCUACAAAGCCGGAUCUCGCAUUCCUGAAGCAGCACUUUUACCGCGAGGGUCGUCUUACUGAAGAGCAGGCCAUCUUCAUUAUUAACCGUGGCACUGAAAUUCUCAGGACCGAACCUAAUCUCCUGGAGAUGGACGCGCCGAUCACUGUGUGCGGUGACGUUCAUGGGCAAUAUUACGACUUGAUGAAAUUAUUUGAAGUAGGCGGGAAUCCCGAGGAGACUAGAUAUCUGUUUCUGGGGGAUUACGUUGAUAGAGGGUACUUCAGUAUUGAGUGCGUUUUAUAUCUUUGGGCGCUGAAGAUCUGGUAUCCCAAUACUCUUUGGCUUUUGAGAGGCAAUCAUGAAUGCAGGCAUUUGACAGAUUAUUUUACCUUCAAGUUGGAAUGCAAACACAAAUAUUCUGAACGUGUAUAUGAAGCUUGUAUGGACAGUUUUUGUGCGUUACCACUGGCAGCAGUUAUGAACAAGCAGUUCUUGUGUAUUCACGGUGGAUUGAGUCCUGAGCUCCAGACCUUGGAUGAUCUGCGAAGUAUUGACCGUUUCCGCGAGCCCCCCACUCAUGGUUUGAUGUGCGAUAUUCUUUGGGCCGACCCUCUAGAAGAGUUCGGACAAGAGAGAACUUCUGAUUUCUUCAUCCACAAUCAUGUUCGUGGCUGCUCUUACUUUUUUUCAUACCCAGCUGCUUGCUCGUUUCUCGAAAAGAACAACCUGCUCUCUGUCAUCCGUGCGCAUGAGGCACAGGACGCAGGGUACAGGAUGUAUAGGAAGACCAAGACAACUGGAUUCCCAAGCGUUAUGACCAUCUUUUCUGCGCCCAAUUAUCUUGAUGUGUACAACAACAAGGCGGCUGUUCUGAAAUAUGAGAACAAUGUCAUGAAUAUCAGACAAUUUAAUUGCACGCCCCAUCCUUAUUGGUUACCUAACUUUAUGGAUGUUUUUACCUGGUCGCUUCCCUUCGUUGGCGAAAAGAUUACUGAUAUGCUCAUCGCAAUUCUCAACACUUGCUCCAAGGAGGAACUCAAUGAGGACACGCCACUUUCCCCUUCAUCCACCGACCCGCUAUCGCCUCCUCCUGAGCCCGAGACUGAUCCCAAUAGCCCAGAUGCCAAGCGCCGUGCUAUUAAGAAUAAGAUUCUUGCCAUUGGGCGCCUGUCCCGCGUCUUCCAAGUUUUGCGUGAAGAAUCUGAACGUGUGACUGAGCUUAAGACCGCCACUGGGGGCAGACUUCCGGCUGGAACACUGAUGCUUGGAGCAGAGGGCAUUAAGGAUGCUAUCACUUCAUUCGAGGAGGCAAGGAAAGUUGACCUCCAAAAUGAGAGAUUGCCCCCAAGCCACGAGGAAGUGGAAAAGAAGGGCAAGGAGGCCAAGGAGGAGGCAAUGAACCGCGCUGUGAGGGAGGCAGACAAUGACAGGGAGUUGAACAGGGUGGCGAGGAGGAUCAGCAUGACUGAUAGGUCUGGAGGGGGCGGAAGCUCGAGUAAAAAGUGAUCAUUCUAAUUCACUAGAAUGAAGGGAAGGGAGGAAAGGAAGGGGGGCAUUUUCCCUUUGGCUAGAAGUCUAUGAGUGGUGGUCAAAUACUGGGAGGCUUUUCUUUCACUUUUUUCUUUUCUCGCUCCUGUUUGGGCCGCCUUUGGUAAUAGUAUUUCAUUUCGUAUGAACCAUGCCGACAUAAAAUGUCAACUAUAUAUCCUCCUCAUAUUUUAUAUCCACUCCCCCCCAGUUUUCCCUUCCACUCUAUACAACCCUCUCGUCUCCAGCUCCCUUUCUUUGUACAAUCAAUGGAGAACAAAAAAUUGCGACCCUCGUUGUCAUAAACAGAUCACCCUCUUUUUUGUUCUUGUCAUAUUCACUUCCAAUAGUUGUUUUUUCCUUGAUUGGCCUUGGCUGAAAAAUGGCAGUUUUGUGAUAUAAUAUGAUAAGAAAUUUUUCCGUCGUA
This is a messenger RNA of Tuber melanosporum (Perigord truffle), 2667 nucleotides long. RefSeq lists its product as uncharacterized. The transcript has 8 exons. Gene Ontology annotation, biological process: calcineurin-mediated signaling; fungal-type cell wall organization. Gene Ontology annotation, molecular function: calmodulin-dependent protein phosphatase activity; calmodulin binding. NCBI's taxonomy places the organism in Eukaryota, Fungi, Ascomycota, Pezizomycetes, Pezizales, Tuberaceae. The coding region runs from base 510 to 2219 and encodes 569 amino acids. Gene Ontology annotation, cellular component: cytoplasm; calcineurin complex. The record is from RefSeq and is a predicted model, not a curated record.